ACAAUUUUUUUUUAUAUAAAUAUGUGUUUUGAUUUACAGAUAAUGAAUGUAUUAUUCUUUUUUUUUUAAUUUGCAAAAAUAACUUCGUCGUCUUAGUAAUUGAUGUCUUUCUGGUGUAAUUUUCUUGCGCAUGCAAAAUGAUCAGAUUUUCACUGGGUUUCUAUGUGACGUCACACUAACCUAUUAAUUUAAUCUAUAGACUUAUUGUAUAACAGGAGACCAUACAGUAAAAUUUACAUUCUCGUAAAAGAAAUAUAUAUCUCUUCGUCUAUGCAGUUAGAUCUAGAUCUUGUAAGCAAAGAAAAAAAUGCGUGUUGAAAGUAGAUUUACAUGCAUGACUAAUGACGGCAGUGUAUAUUUUCUCGCCUGACCAACACACACAAACACUAUCGCUUGGUUGUCUUGUCAUGACCGACUACACGUAGUCUAGACUAGCCUUACACUGACCAGUUUGUUAGAAUCUGUCAGACAUAGUCACACACGAUCUAUUUACUUUUUAGGACAGGGAGGGGCUUAGUGAAAAUGUUACUUUUUUUUCUUGAGUUGGUUAUCCUUAUGCUUUUACAUCUCUCUCUCUCUAUAUAUAUAUAUAACUGUACCAUAGCUCUGGACUAGGCCGUCACUAAGCUUAACAGCUACCUAAGAAUGAAGCGAUACGAUUGAAAAUAUUUGUCCAUAAAUUGAUUAUGAGAAUAAAAGAAAUCUAAAGCCUUUCAGCAUUUCAGCUGUCAUCCUGAUGAGAAGUUCUUAGUGAUAAAAGAGAUCAUAUCUCUUAUUUAUUUUUAAAGAGAAAAAAUAAAGUAUUUGAAGUGACAGAAAAAAAAUGUCUGAAGUAAGAAGCUCAGAAAGAAGGAUAAGGAAAAGAAAGCAUGGUCAAUGCUUUCGUGAAGAAUGGCUCGAGGAUCCAGAGUUUAUGGACUGGCUACAACAGGAUCCAUUGGACAGCUCCUCUAGCUAUUGCACAUGCUGUAAGUCCCAUCUCAAGCAUGCUGACAGAAGCAUGCUUAUGGCUCAUAAACAGACAAUGAAACACACAAAUGCAAUGGCGGGUAUCCCUGUACCCACUCCUAAGAAUAUUGAGAAAAAAAUGCAGGAGGCAGAAAAUCAAGCCAUUGCUGAGCUGUUGAUUGCUUGUUACUUUACUGAGCACAGGUUACCUUAUCAUCAUGUUGAUGACCUUACGGCUAUUUGUAAAAGUGCAUUCCCCGAUUGUAAAAUAGCGAGAAAGUUAGCUUUAAAGAAAACUAAGCUAGCGUGCUUGGUGCAGGAUGGGAUUGCUUACCAUGAGAAAGAAGAACUUGCUGAAAUUUGCAGAACCCAGAAAUUUUCAAUAAUGAUUGAUGAAAAUAUAGAUAUGUCUGUUGGCAAUCUUAUUGCAGUUGUUGUUCGAUUUUUUGAUAUUCAGAAGUUAGAUAUAGUUGAUGUACUAUUUGACACUAUAUCUCCAGAUAAUGGUACUAGUGAAGACAUCUACAAUGCUGUUAAAAUGUUGUUUCUCAAUAAAAAUAUUCCACUUGAAAACAUAAUAGGAUUUGGUAGUGAUAACUGCUUGAAUGGUGUAUACAGUCUACUGAAAGCUGAAGUUCCAACAGUGUUUGGAAUAGGAUGUGACUGCCAUUCAUUUUCUUUGUGCUUUAAUUAUGCAAUCAAAAUGCUGCCAUCCUAUUUUGAGACUUUUCUACAUGACAUUGCAACUUACUUUGUUAACAAAGGGAAGCAACUUACAGACUUUGGAGUUAAUGUUGAUAUAGUUAACUCACUUCAAGAUAAAGUCCAAGAGUUGUCCUCCACAAGAUGGUUGUCUUAUGAGAAUAUAAUCAAUGUUAUUUUGGACCAAUGGAAUGUUCUGAUCAAUUAUUUUCAGAUUGAUUCAAAGACAGACAAUGUUGACACAUCUCUACAAAUCUACUCCACAAUGUUAACAAGGGGCACAAAGCAUAUGCUUCUGUUCUUGCAAUAUAUCUUGCAGAAAGUGAACGCUUUUAACACAGAAUUUCAGUCGGAUGAAUUCAGGCUUCACCUUUUGCACUCUUUAAUCUCACAGUCAUAUCGUGAUGUUCUAAGCUGUUUUAUUGAUGAUGAAGUUAUAGUGAAACACAAGCUUUCAGAGAUUGAUCCCUGUGACCUUAACAUUCACAAAAAACAUGAUGAUAUAUUCCUUGGUGGCAAAGCUAUGGCUCUUUUGUAUCAAGAGCCUUUGAAUGAAGAUACAGAGCAAUUUCUAACUAGUUGUUUGCAGUUCCUCAUUGAGCUAUCCAGUCAGAUCAAACAGAAUUUUCCAAUUCAGGAGACUGGUAUUGUUGCCAAGUUGAAUGUUUUAGAUCCACAAAUUGUUCAAAGUUUUAAAAAAUCAUCAACAGCUAUUACAAAAUUAGCCACUCACUUCACUAAUCUUAUUCAUCCAGAUCAAAUAAAGGACUUACUUAUUCAGUGGAAAGCUCUCAGAGCUUCUAAAGAGGCUUCCAGACAAUCCACGAGUAUUCCACAGUACUGGUACAUGCUACGCCAUAUUAAAGACUCAGCUGGUGUUCCGAAAUAUGACAUUGUUUCUGACCUGAUGACAAACUUGUCUGUUCUUCCCCACUCCUCCACAGCUGCAGAAAAAAUAUUUUCACAAAUAAAUAUGAUCAAAAUCAAGUACCCCAGCCCACUGAAGUCAGAAGCAGUCAAAGAUCGCUUAAUAGCAAGACAAAUGCUAGUUCGUAAAAGUGUCACAUGCUGCACUUGGGAACCUGGCAAGGAGUUGAUCAAAGAUGCAGUGGGUGGAGCAUGUCAUAAACGUUUUCAAAUGAGAUUGGAACUCUAUAGAGCUCUUUCUGGUGAUGAUAACCUUGACAUUGAAGAAUUUGAAUCAGACUAAACUUUAGCAAUGUUAACAAAGUUUAAGUUGGAAAAAAAACAACAGUAGAACAGUGGUGAUUUAAGAAAUAGGGUGUAUAUACAAAAUUUCAAGAUUAAACAAGCCUCCGCCCCAUUUUUAUUUAUUUAAAAAAAAAACUUUAGUUCUUUGCUAAUUCUGAUUUUAAAAAAGAAGUUGCAGUGAAUUUCAUUAUUAGUUAAGGGCAGUUUUGCAACUUUAUCUACUUCUAGAGUCUCCACCUUACUAAAAGUCAUUGUGACACUUUACUGUUGCUAUAUAUAUAUUAUAUAUGUUUUGAGCUAUUAAUGAUAAGUUUUCCUUUUUUUUUAAUCAAUCUCAUAUGCAGACACUUGCAAAGGACUUUACAUUAAAGUCUAGUAAUCUAAAAAGAAAAUCAAGAAAUGACUUUUUUACAUAAAAUCUUUAAAAUGUAAGCAUAAUGCUUAAAAUAGUCAUACAGAUAUCUUGCUCAAUCAAAUUUUAGAUUGUCUUUGCAAAAUAUUUACAGCUAAAAAUGUUUGAUACUUGAAUUCUUAUUUUGACAUUGAAAAUUGCAUCAGAAUGGCAUCAAAAAUGACCUAUAUUGUGACAGUCCAUUGGAUGGAUACUAAUCAUUUAUUCAUUAAAUCUUAUCUUAUAAAAUACUGACGUUACUUCAAAUAAUUGAUGAUUACAUCCUAUGCGUGUGGGGCUCUGUAUAGUAGCUAUAUUAUUUAGUAAAUUAAGGUAUGAAUGGAAGCAACAAAUUCUGAAGUAAACCAUCUCAUCUUUCAAUUAACUUAAAUUCUUUGUCAAAGCUUCUUAAAUUUGCUUUAGUUCAAAUCUUUACAAGUUCAGCCAAGUGUUUGGUUAUCUUUUUUUUUUUUGUUUGAAGUUGAAACAAUGUUGUAUUUUUAUUGAUGUGAUUAACUUUAUAUAUGUAAUCAUUUUUUCCACUGAGGCGGAAAAUGUUUUUGAUAAGUCUCUGGUAUCUGCAUUAGUUUUUACUGUAAUAGUAUUGUUUCCUGUCAAUCUUAAGUUUAGCAAUGCAAAAAGUUAGCAGACCUAAUGCUUUUGGUACAUUUAUGUUGCUUUAUAUUUAAUAUGCAAUUACUUAUAAUCUUUUUGUAGAAUAAAUUAUUUUUUUUUGUUUUCAUUAGUUAAAUUAUAGUGAGAUAAUAUAUCUAUCUCUACCCCUUACUUUGUUAUAUUGCUCAAAGCUUGUUGUACACAGACAUCACAUUUUGAUGUACAGCUGUUUUCUUUAUGUUUCUGUUGGUUUGUGCCUUUAAUGGAAUAAUAAUACAGAUGUUGAUACUGGCAAUGCUCUUCAGAUAUACAAAAAGACUAGAUAAUUCUCAAGGUUGAUAACUUAGAAAAAGGUGAAUUUUAAAAGGUCUGGUCAUAGAGACUAGAAAGAACAAUUACACUGCACUUUGAAGCUUUUUUUAAAAGUGUGUUGGCUUAAUGUUGUUAUUGUAAUGAAAACUCUUCAAUUUGUAUUUGUGCCAGCAUCAACACUCUGAAAUGAAAUAAUCAAAUUUUAUGUCCAAUUGCUGUUAAUCAUUUUUUUUUUAAAUCAAAAUUUAUAAGUUGUUUUUAUAAGUACUUGUCCAGGUCAUUAAAAACAUGCUAUUGUGCUCAUGGCCAUCACAUUUGGUGCUAUCACAGGUGAGGUUAAAAAAAAAAAAGAAGAGGACAUUAACUGAAAUGUCUGACAAUAAUAGUACUGGUAACAUUAAGUUCCUAUGAUUUAUAAAUUUACAGUUAGUACGAAACAAACAAUGGCUCAUUGUUAUGUUGUUUUUUACUGGUCUUAUUUAAUUGUUUUUAUUUUUUUUUUACUCCAUUUCUUUCUUUUUUUUUAAGAAACUGUUCUUCUGUAAUAAGACAUUCACAAGCAGAGUAUGCUUGUCUGAAUGCAUUAGGGAUUUUACUCUUAUUUGCUUUUAUUGUUAUGUUUUGGAUCUACCAUUCUAGUUAUUAGUUAGUAUUUAUAAAGAACAAUUUCUUAUGUGACCCUCAUAUAAUUAGAAGACUUGCAUGUCUGCAAUGUGAGAGUCAAAACACAUCACAUUACAAAACGUUUUCUUUAGUCAAAAAUAAAUACUGGUACAAACAUAACAUUGUGCCCCACUCCAAAAGAAAUUUCUAAUUGUAAAGUACUGGGUAUUUCAUUCCCCUUGAGAAUGUUUAUACUGGUAAUUAUAGAUAAAGAAAUGUCAACCAUCAAGAGCCUAUUUUUGUGAAUAAGAAGAGUUGGCUAUUAGGAGGAAAUAAAAAAUGUAGUCGAAUAGUUAGAUUAUAAACUGCUUAGCCAGUAGACUAUAUUGCAUUUAGCAAGUUGCUUUUUUGGUGUUGCUACAAUCAGUUAAUGUUCCAUAGAAACAUGUAAAAUGUAGUUACUGUAUUUCCAGCAAAUUUUGUUUUUGCUUUUGUUAUAAAUAUAAAUACAUUUUCAACUUUUAUAUAUUGGUAGAAUACAUGAAGCAUCCAGUCAUUUGUUUUCAAGGUUCAUUGAUUUUGAAAGUUGUAAUGCAGAAUUUUUCUUGAUGUUGUUAUAUGUUACUUCAAUAAACUAUUUCUUUCAUACAAAGUAAUAAAGCA
Messenger RNA from Biomphalaria glabrata, 5446 nucleotides. RefSeq lists its product as uncharacterized. The record is from RefSeq and is a predicted model, not a curated record. The transcript has 2 exons. Lineage: Eukaryota; Metazoa; Mollusca; Gastropoda; Planorbidae. The coding region runs from base 824 to 2860 and encodes 678 amino acids.